Molecule: messenger RNA, 459 nt
Organism: Gongylonema pulchrum
Lineage: Eukaryota; Metazoa; Nematoda; Chromadorea; Rhabditida; Gongylonematidae
Source: the annotation of a GenBank genome assembly
AUGACUGGUCAGGUGCUGAUCAACAACGAAGCAGUCCGGGUGCCGAGUUAUGCCACCUAUCAGAUAUCGAAUGGCAGUUUACGAAUCGUCGUUGAAUUGGAAGCAAAACUUGGCGAUGCGAAUAAAUGCCUGCUGAGAAAAACUGAUUGUUCAAUCCAUGUUUGUUUUUCUUGCUCACUUAAAGCUCGUUCUAUUGCACCGUGGCGUACUGUCGAAUCAAGAGACUGCAACGAAGGGGCAAGCAACACGUACGAGCUCAUCAGUGCCUUGCAAAAAAAAUCGCUUUCUAUGUGUUUUUGCUUACAUGCAAUUGCAAAGCGCAUAUUGGCAAGAGACUGUUUGUGUGUGUCUGUGUGCUCAUACUUUUUGUCACCUGCUUUCAACUCGAGAACCAGAAAUGCUAGAAGGCUGAAACUUCGAGAGUAUGCGCUCAGACCAUGCGCGACUCUUCCAAUUUAA